GUCAGAAUAAGACAAAUCGGACGUUGAUGAUGUGUUUCAAUCAAAGUAUAAAAUAAAUUAAGUUAAUUGAACUUUUAUUAUGAUAAAUCUCUUCUUCUGACCUAAAACUGUUACAAAACAUGAAUUUCAACGCAUCUAGAAACGUCAGUCUUUCAGGUGGUCCAAGGAAGGCGAAAAGAGUUAGUGAUGUUUCUGCUAUGGGAGCUCCUUCACCGGUGCAGCAAUAUAGUCCUAACCCGAUGUACAACCCUGGAUAUCCAGCAGGACCGCCACCGCCGUACCAAGAGGGAAUACAAUUAGAUCAUGGACAAGAUUUUGGUACCACAGAACCAUCUGGAAGUUUAAGUUAUGCAAGUGGGUAUGGUCAAACACCAAUGGCUUCACCAGCCCAAAUUGGUUCCUUUUUGCAACAACCUGCAGUACAGGAUAUGGCUCUACAGUACGGAAACCAAUUAGCCGCUCAGGGUCGAGAAGUAGUACAGCGUGAGAUCGGUCGCUAUGUCCCUGUGUCGCGGCUAAGAUAUUAUUUCGCUGUAGACACACGUUAUGUUAUCAAGAAACUAUUACUAAUAAUCUUUCCAUACACACAUAAGGAUUGGAUGGUUAAAUAUGACCAGGACACACCGGUACAGCCCCGAUACGAUAUAAACGCACCAGAUCUUUAUAUACCUUCAAUGGGUUAUGUAACCUAUGUGUUGUUGGCAGGAUUUAUGCUUGGUCUUCAGCACAGGUUUUCUCCCGAACAGAUCGGAAUACAAGCAUCAAGUGCACUCGCAUAUAUUAUCUUUGAGAUGAUCUUAUAUCUGGUGACAUUGUAUAUUACAAAUACGACAACUAACCUCAAAACUUUGGAUUUACUGGCAUAUUCAGGUUAUAAAUACACUAUCAUGAUCGGCAGCCUCCUUGCUGGCUUGAUACUCAGCAAGACGGGAUAUUAUUGCUGUUUGGUGUACAGCAGUUUUGCUCUGUCUUAUUUUCUGGUGAAAACACUUCGACUACAACUCCUUUCAGGUGCGCCAGGACCUGAGCAACCGAGUUACGGUUACCCGGAAGCUUAUUCCUCACCUAACCCAUAUACUGACAACUGGUCCAAACCUACAGCGGGAGGAACCAAACGGAGAGUGUACUUUUUGUUAUUUGUAGCUAUCACACAGCCGUUACUCUCCUGGUGGUUAACUUACCAUCUCAUACCAAACCAAGUGGUCAGUCUGCCAACACCAGUACGAUAACGAUCAAAAAUCUUCGUAUUAGAGUUUUAUAUGUCGGGAUUCAUUUAUUAUAUAUUUUUGGAUACUGUAAAAACACAUUUAUUUACUUAAAGCUUACAGAUUAAAUAUAUUGGUUUUAUCUGAUUUCAAUUAUUACAUUAACAAGUAUUCUGAGUGCAGUGUCGGAUUAAGCCAGCAAGGGGUCUGUAGCAAAUCCUGUCAAAGCCCUUGGUUUGCUUUAGUUUAGGGUAUUAAAUAAAACAUUUUUUUUUACUCUGACAGUGGAGCUAGGGGCCCCUAAAUUCGAGGGUGGUAGCAUUUGCUACUCUUGCUGUAAGGCUAAUCCGGCACUGAAUAAGUGGAAAUUAUUUUAAAAAUCAUGGGUAACAUGGAAAGCUUAAACUCCUAUAAAGCGUGCUAUAGAUUCUCAGUUCUGACAGUUUUAACUGAACUGUUAAAACUGUGUGUGUAGGCAAAAUUUUACCAAUAAGUUGACCUGUACAGUCUUAAAAUGUCAAUUUGUGAAAUAACUGUUAAACGGUACCUUAUAACAAAAUAACCUAAAAUUUAAUGUUUUAAAGUGCUACUGUAAAAUGGCUCUAGCUUACGUAAUUUUUUUUAAUACUUAUUUUAACGUUUUCAAUGUUUAGUUAAUUCUAUAUUCUUAACUGUUCGUAGUAUAUUGUGUUUUACAGUAACUGAAAGCAUUUACUAUAAUUAAUUUAUUAUAUGUUAAUUAUCUGUACUAAUAUAAAGAGGAAAGAUUAGGCAUUUUUGUAUUGAAA
Papilio polytes (common Mormon) is the source of this 1993-nucleotide messenger RNA. RefSeq names its product protein YIF1B (gene Yif1). The transcript is spliced from 7 exons. The record is from RefSeq and is a predicted model, not a curated record. Gene Ontology annotation, cellular component: COPII-coated ER to Golgi transport vesicle; Golgi membrane; endoplasmic reticulum-Golgi intermediate compartment. NCBI's taxonomy places the organism in Eukaryota, Metazoa, Arthropoda, Insecta, Lepidoptera, Papilionidae. The coding region runs from base 120 to 1229 and encodes 369 amino acids. Gene Ontology annotation, biological process: endoplasmic reticulum to Golgi vesicle-mediated transport.